Sporothrix brasiliensis 5110 is the source of this 1593-nucleotide messenger RNA. Its product is annotated as dihydroorotate dehydrogenase (fumarate). Gene Ontology annotation, cellular component: mitochondrial inner membrane; cytoplasm. The transcript has 2 exons. The record is from RefSeq and is a predicted model, not a curated record. Gene Ontology annotation, molecular function: dihydroorotate dehydrogenase activity. The coding region runs from base 1 to 1593 and encodes 530 amino acids. Gene Ontology annotation, biological process: pyrimidine ribonucleotide biosynthetic process; 'de novo' pyrimidine nucleobase biosynthetic process. Lineage: Eukaryota; Fungi; Ascomycota; Sordariomycetes; Ophiostomatales; Ophiostomataceae.
AUGGCCCCCCUUUACCUCCGUGCACGGCCCACGCUGGCGUCCGUUCUGCGCCCAGCACACAUGUCCCGGCGCGACUUGGCUCGGAGACGCUACCCAUACUCGACGACGGGCGAUGCAGUCAAGGCCGCUGCGUCGACGGCCGCCCCCACUGCAGAGGCUGUCAACAAAGCUUCGAGUGCCGCCGGGACGGUCAAGACGGCGACGGGGACUGCCAACUCAUCUGGCUCGGGCCUGCGCGCUGCCGUCUACGCCACCGCCGUCGGUGCCACCCUGUUUGCCGUCUACUUGUACGGCACCGACACACGCGCCUCGGUGCACCGCUGGAUCGUGCCGCCGCUGAUCCGGACGCUGUGGCCGGACGCGGAGGAUGCGCACCACAUUGGCACCGAGGCCCUCAAGGUGCUCUACCGACUGGGCCUCCACCCCAGGGACCGGACCGACGACAUCCGCACGAACGUGCUCGAAGGCCGCGCCUUUGAGUAUGCCCUGUCGAAUCCCAUUGGCAUUUCCGCCGGCCUGGACAAGGACGCCGACAUUCCCGACGCGCUGUUUGACCUGGGCGCCGCCGUCGUCGAGGUCGGCGGGUGCACGCCGCGCCCGCAGGCCGGCAACCCGCGGCCGCGGCUAUUCCGCGUGCCGAGCGUCGCGGGGCUGGUGAACCGCUACGGCCUCAACUCAGUGGGCGCGGACGCGCUGGCGGCGCGGCUGCGGACGCGGCUGCGGGCGUAUGCGCGCGCCCACGGCAUCCGCGAGGCAGACGUGCUGUCGGGCGCGGCGGGCGUGCCCGUCGGGUCGCUGCGGGCGGGCAAGGUGCUGGCGGUGCAGAUGGCCAAGAACAAGGACACGGACGAGCACGACGUGGCGGCGGUGGCGCAGGACUACGUCUACUGCGUGCGCCGGCUGGCGCCCUACGCGGACGUGCUGGUCGUCAACGUGAGCAGCCCCAACACGCCCGGGCUGCGCGACCUGCAGGCGGCGGCGCCACUGACGCACAUUCUGGCGGCCGUCGUCGACGCGGCCCGGGCCACGGCGGCCCCCGCGACCAGCGCGGCGGCGCACACGGCCGCCGUCGAGUCCGGGCUGCAGACGCUGCGGGCCCGCCCGCCGCGCGUCAUGGUCAAGGUCUCGCCGGACGAGGACGCGGACGCGCAGAUUGACGGCAUCGUCGAGGCCGUCAUGGCCAGCGGCGUCGACGGCAUCAUCGUCGGCAACACGACCAAGCGCCGCGACGGCCUCGUGCCCGACAAGCUGCGGCUGCGGCGCCACGAGGAGGCCAACCUGCACGAGACGGGCGGUUUUUCGGGCCCGGCCAUGUUCGGCCGGACGCUGGCGCUCGUGGCACGGUACCGGCAGCGGCUGGACGAGCAGACGCGGAGCGAGGCGGCUGGUGGUGGUGGACCAAACACGGAGCGCAAAAUUCUGUUUGCUUCGGGUGGCGUGACCGACGGCGACCAGGCGCUGCGGCUGCUGAAUGCGGGCGCGAGCGUGGCCAUGCUGUACACGGGCCUGGUGUACGGCGGUGCGGGUACGGUGACGCGCGUCAAGGAGGAGAUGCGGGCGCUGGUGGGAUCCAAGGAGGCGGCAAAGUCAUAA